UGCCUUAUGUACAAGGAUGUCUGGCAGGGAAAUGAAACAGUUCCCUGUAUGCAUGGAUGGGAUUAUGAUGGCUCUUGGUUUUCGGCCACUGUUACUUCCCAGGAGAACUGGGUGUGUGAGAAGGAUAUGUAUCCAAAUAUGGUAUUCUCAGUGAGCCUGUUCAUUUCAAUUGUAUUUGGAGUUCUGCUCUUCUAUGGUGGUGACAGAUUUGGAAGGAGAAAGCAAUACCUUGUGAGUACAGGUAUGAUAGCAGUUUCCAGAACUAUGUUGACUGUUUCUUCAUCUGUGUUCCCACUGUACAUUUUUUUCUCUGUAAUGGCGGAGGCUGCAGGAUUGCCUAGCACUGACUCAGCUCUAGCUCUGGGAAUUGAGCUGACCGAUGUGAGACAUCGUUCAACUGUCAACUUCUUGUCAUUUUUCAGUUACUGUAUAGGAACCAUUGCUAUGGCACUAUUAGCCUGGGUGCUUAGGAAUUGGGUCUACUUUAUCCUGGCAGCAACUCUCCCCUUAUUUGUUCCAAUAUUCCUUAUGAGGUAUCUGCCUGAAUCUCCUCGAUGGUAUAUUAGCAAGGGUCAUCCAGAAGAGGCUCUCAAGGUUCUUCAACAUAUUGCUAAAGUAAAUGGCAAGCCAGUACCACAAGAUAUGUUCAGCAAGCUGAAUAUAUUGUCUCAACAAAGAAGUCCAAACAUGAGUGUCAAAACUAUCUUCACCAACAAAAACCUGUUCAAGAAUACUAUUCUUUUAAUGUGUGGCAAGUCUGCUAGUGCACUUGCCAUGUUCACUUUACUUUUUAGUAACACUACAUUUGGAGAAAAUCCUUUUCUUGCUUAUGUUGCACAAGGUAUUCUACAGAUACCUGCUGUCAGUGUGGCACACUUUGUUGGUAAUGUGCUUGGGAGGCGAAUUACACACUGUCUCACUUUACUGAUUGCAGGUGUCCUGUCCAUUGCCAUGAUAUUUUUGCCCAAAGAGUCAUCACCUCCGUGGAUGGUGUUAACUGGAUCUUUGUUACUCCAGUUCUGUUCACACUGCUCAGUGUCACUCACAAAUCUGCAGAGCAUGGAAAUACACCCUACUUGCAUUAGACAGAUCAGUUUAGCUAUGGAGUAUAUUCUUCUUACAUGUGUCCACUGCCUACCACCAUAUCUUGCACACCUGGAAAAAGUGGCUGGCCCUCAGUACAUGUUUAGUGUACUUGCAAGUGUAUUACUGAUUACAUCAUUUUUUGUGUCAUUUGUGCCGGAAUCUCUUAAUGAGAAACUUCCAGAGACAGUAGAAGAUGCUGCACUCUAUGGUCGUUUUCAGAAGUACUGGAGCUUUCCAAAGAGGAAGGGAGCCAGACAAGAAGCAAUAGAGCUAUGCAAGUGUGUGUCUUGAAUUUAGAAAAAAGAAAAUGUUAUGGAGUGUGCUUUGUAUGCAAGAAUGCCACUGAAAAAGCAGCACAACUUCAAAAUUAAUUAAGAAAUGAUGGCCAGUUAUUUAUGGCAGUACUGUUUACCAUGAAUUACACUACACAUUUUGAAGUUCUGAGAAUUAUGAAUAAGUAAGAACAAAUGUAAUAUACUGUACAUUAACUUAACAAUGGUACAUAUAGUAAGUCUGUAAAACAUGGUCAGAGAUUUCUGUAUUAUCAAUUGGCCAUAUAAAAAUUCAAGUAGCUAGAAUAUCUUUAAAUAACAUAGCACAACUAUUUUAUUACUAAUUAUACUCCCACCAUUUAAAACACACAGAACAAUAUUGUGAAAUUGUGUGUGUGAUGCUAAUUCCUCAAUGAAGUGAGAAACAGGAAGGAUGAAAAAUAAGAGAACCAUUAGAAGUACUUAAGAUUUGGCAGUUUUGUGUACUACCUUCAUCUUGUUGGCAUGAAAAUGAUAGGCAUUUCAAGUAAUACAAUGUUGAUAAUAUUAUUUUUCUCAAGCUAGUGAGGAGAUUAACACCAAUUUCAAACUUCUAUAGUUCCUUCAUAUGAUCGAGAUUCAUUGUAGCUGUAAACAUGAAAGGUUUGCUCUGCUUACUAUCAAAUGUAUUAUUUUAAUAUUUUAACUUGGUGCUAACAUUGUUGAGGAAUGUUGU
Schistocerca cancellata (South American locust) is the source of this 2073-nucleotide messenger RNA. RefSeq names its product solute carrier family 22 member 7-like. Bases 7 to 1377 code for a protein of 456 amino acids. The transcript is spliced from 7 exons. NCBI's taxonomy places the organism in Eukaryota, Metazoa, Arthropoda, Insecta, Orthoptera, Acrididae. The record is from RefSeq and is a predicted model, not a curated record. Gene Ontology annotation, cellular component: membrane. Gene Ontology annotation, biological process: transmembrane transport. Gene Ontology annotation, molecular function: transmembrane transporter activity.